This is a messenger RNA of Schistocerca serialis cubense, 3002 nucleotides long. Its product is annotated as G-protein coupled receptor moody-like. Gene Ontology annotation, molecular function: G protein-coupled receptor activity. The record is from RefSeq and is a predicted model, not a curated record. The transcript is spliced from 8 exons. The coding region runs from base 8 to 1294 and encodes 428 amino acids. Lineage: Eukaryota; Metazoa; Arthropoda; Insecta; Orthoptera; Acrididae. Gene Ontology annotation, biological process: G protein-coupled receptor signaling pathway. Gene Ontology annotation, cellular component: membrane.
AGCUGGGAUGGAGAUGAGCUCAGCGUGGUUGGAGAGUCCUCCAGAGCUGACAAUGGCGCUGGUCUCCGGCCUCCAGCAGGACGGCGACUCCGCACUGGGCGACGACUCGGCAGAGUCUGUCAACGCGACGCUGGCGCCGCCCAGCUUCCCGCGGCCGCUGCUCACGUUCGCGGCGGUGGCGACCAUCACGAUCCUGGUGGUGGGCGUGCUGGGCAACCUGCUCACCGUCGUCGCGCUGCUGAGGUGUCCCAGGGUCCGAAACGUCGCCGCCGCCUUCAUCAUCAGCCUGUGCGUGGCGGACCUGGUGUUCUGCGCGCUGGUGCUGCCGUUCAGCGCGUCGCGCUUCGUGUCGGGCACCUGGGUGCACGGCGACCAGCUCUGCCAGCUGUUCCCGCUGAUGCGCUACGGCAACGUGGGCGUCUCGCUGCUCUCCAUCGCCAUGAUCACCAUCAACAGGUACAUAAUGAUCGCGCACCACGGCUGGUACGGCCGCAUCUACCGCCGCCACUGGAUCGCCGCCAUGAUCGCCUUCUGCUGGCUCUUCAGCUACGGCAUGCAGCUGCCCACGCUGCUCGGCGUCUGGGGCCGCUUCGGCUACGACGCGCUGCUGGGCUCGUGCUCCAUCCUGGAGGACUCGUCGGGCCGCUCCUCCAAGACGGCGCUCUUCGUGCUGGGCUUCCUCGUGCCCUGCGUCGUCAUCGUCGCCUGCUACGCGCGCAUCUUCUGGGUCGUCCACGAGUCAGAGAACCGGAUGCGGUCGCACCAGUCGGCGGCGCAGGCUCCCACCCCCGGGGGCGGCGGCAAGGGGCUGACGCCUGGGGGCGGCGCCGGGGGCGGCGUCGGCGGCGGGCAGCAGCAGCAGCGGCACGCCGCCAGGGACGUGCGCGCGCGCCGCAACGAGUGGCGCAUCACCAAGAUGGUGCUGGCCAUCUUCCUGUCCUUCGUGGUGUGCUACCUGCCCAUCACCAUCGUCAAGGUCGCCGACCACCGCGUGCGACACCCGGGACUGCACGUGCUGGGCUACAUCAUGCUGUACCUGUCGGCGUGCCUCAACCCCAUCAUCUACGUCAUCAUGAACAAGCAGUACCGCCAGGCGUACAAGACAGUGCUGCUGCUGCGCCGGCCGCGUCUGCUGUCGCUGACGCCCACUGCCAACAACAGCAGCUGCCAAGACAAGUCCAAGGACGCCAUCAGCCGCACCAUGGUGUCCCAGGUGAGCAUAGCCAUGGGGCCCAUGGUUCCACACAGGAACGACAGGAACGACGAGCUGCCGGAAGUGUUCGAAGAGCCGUGACGUCACACGCCUGCCUGACGUCGGCAACAAUCGCACCGCUCGAGCGCCACGUGACCGGGGCAACAAUGGGAAGCCGCCGGAACCGGCGUACACCACUCACUGCAUCCCUUCUCAACACUUUGAAGCGUGCGGGCGUCCGGUACAAAAUCUGAAAGUGGACUUAACGUCGGUAAAGAGUCGGACUGCCAAAGAGUUUAUCUGUUACCAAAGAUAUAAACGUUUAAUACUGGAGCUUAUUGUUGAUUUCAGAUUAUUUUCAAAGUGACAAAGACAAAGAAAGUGAUUCUUCAGCUGGGUAGUAAACCACUACCUUCGGACAGUAACAGCAGACUCGUUGUACGAAAAUUUUCACAGGCUAUCUUACCAUUUUCCUACACCACUACGUCCUCUGCUGUAUUACAGAUGUUUUUAAUUACUUCCUUUCACUACGUCAGUGUACUAGAUAACAGUUCACAACGAAGACUAACCACGCCAUACAUUUCCAUAGUAGCAACUGUACUGCGUAUUCUACAAACACUGUCAUCCAAGAAAUCUGUUCACUCUAAUAUUUGUAAUUACUUCGAACGUGUACUUGCUGUGAAAAUUGCUCAUUGACUUUGUGCAUCAAAUAUACGUGUACUGCGAAUUCCAAAUGGGAGAAAAUCGUGUGUUUGAUGGAGCGAAAAUUAGUAGUAUUUCAAGAGGUACCAAAGAUGUAAAUACUUACCUUUUUAGAACUAGAACUUACACGUGAUUGGGUCACUUUAUAAUAGAAAAUCGCAUUGAUAAAGAGAUAAAGAGAGCAUUUCCAUGCUAACAGCGGAAGGCUUCUUGUAGGUCAGUGCUGAAGUUUCCACACACUCGCAGUUUCAUAUGAGGUACCGCGGUAUGAUUCUCAUUAGGUGUCCUGCCAUUCCUUGAGCGUGCUGGAAAUAUGUUUACAACAGAGCAGAGAAAGAACUAGUAGUUAAAUUCUAGUUCUCUGCUCAUAUGUCUUCCACGGUUCUACCACAGGAAUACCAGAUACACUGUACAUCACAAAUACGAAAAGCUGCAGAGCAUACGCCACCUCCUGCUAAUUACCUAUGAUAUUUCCUCAUAGAUUAUACACACGAAUUUAAGACUGUAUAAAAUGUGUACCUGGUCAAAUAUAGACGUUUGGCAAUUUUGUAUAAAAAGAACAACCAUUGUUUCUUGGUGAAUUACCAACCAAAUAUUUUCUGUAAACAGUGUUCCACAGAUUUUUAAACAUCUUAAGAAAGCAGCAAUAAACUGCUGCAAGGAUGUAUUCUUUACUGUCGAGAGUACUUUUGAUCCGAAUGUCACCCACAGUCGACGAAGGCUGUCAGAGAUUGAUGCACUGAUAACUUCCGUCGACUGAACGUGAUCUUUUGGUCGACACAAGUCUCAACUAUAAAGAACAUAUUCUCAAAGCAGCUGUGCGUGUUUAAUAAUGACAUAUUUAUUUCAAAUACUAAUGAGUACAUAUAAACACUUCACUUGCUGAUGUGGUUUAGUUAAGGCUGUUACUUUUGGUUUUUCUAGUUUUUUCCAGGCAAAAACAAAGAUUAGCUAAGUGGUCACUGACUAGGUAUCAGAACAUUCCUUCAUGACAGUCUAGACACGAAGGCAUCGGAUUGAUAACAGAGUCAUGAUAUUCGAUUCCACGUAGAUCAUUGUCUCAACUGGAGCUUGUGACAGGUGAUAAGAUGUAUUGUAUUGUAUUGUA